Owenia fusiformis is the source of this 1348-nucleotide messenger RNA. The record is from the annotation of a GenBank genome assembly. NCBI's taxonomy places the organism in Eukaryota, Metazoa, Annelida, Polychaeta, Sabellida, Oweniidae.
UCGAGACGCUGAACGAGGAAAUAAAAUGAAGGUCGUAUUCAUCGCUUUGAUACAAUGCCUCUUCAUAGCAAGGAUUAAAUCUGGACCUUCGAGCACAUUGUUUUCAUCAAAAACAACAAUCUACGAGACUAUAAUAAAUGGCAAAAUGUUACAAAAUAGUGAGAUCACUACAGUGUUUGUUGAGAAUGUGCUGCAGUGUCUCAGAGAGUGUAAUAAAAUGAAUACAUGUGUUUCGGUGAAUUUUGAAAUAAUUGACCCAAGUGCUGGCGGCAAACGAUGUGUGUUGAACAAGAAUGUCAUUGGAGAAGGAUUCGCCUUAGUGGAUGACACCAACUAUCAAUACGUGCAGAUGUCCAAACAACACCUUGCAAAUUCUAAAGUGAAGUGCUCCAGAGAUGUUCACAAAAGAAAUCUUUUAUGUGACGCAAAACCAUGUGCCAAUCACAAACAUAACUACAAUGGACAUUGUUAUGAAUUUGUCGAAUCUCCAUUGACGACUUAUGAUGAUGCCUCACUGUAUUGCCAAGCAUUUGAUGGCUAUCUGGUCUCCAUUAACGAUGAAGCAGAGAGUAAUUUUGUGAACACGAUUCUUGAUGGUUCAACUUAUCUCACAUACAUGGGCUUGAAACAGAAGAACCCGACUGUAAACAUUUAUGAAACUUGGGACGAUGGCACCCCUUCCGUAUUUACAAGAUGGUCGGUUGGUCAACCCAAUUCUGCUGGUGAGCAAUGUGUUGUAUUUCAUCACUCCGAUUAUCAGAAAUGGCAUGACGUCUCCUGUGGAUCCGCUGUUCAGUUUAUAUGUGAGUCACAACAAGGACCCUCGUUGGACUCAUUUGAUGGCCCUUACUAUCUCCAGCCCAAAAGUGAUAACUCGAGCUACAUUGGGGUAAUGAACACAAACCAACUCUGGCUCUCUAACCAAACGGCCACUUUGGAAGCCUUCUAUUUCCAAACACCAGGGCUCACGCGGUUAAACCACUCGGUCACGCUAAUUUCUGAUGACAAAGGGGGGAACGUGAUGCAUGUAACUGCUCAGACCGUCUCACUUCAGAACGAGGAGAAUCAUGAUUCUAAUGUCAAUUUUCUACAAGAAUCAUCAUUCACAUUUGUUGAAGAUGAAUUUUGGCCAGGAUUUAUAACAUUACACUCGUCUACUGGGGACUACUUAAGAGUUUCGGGAGGGCAGUUGGUUGCACAAGGGUAUGAGGAUACAGCUGCAUUCAAAAGUAGUGCAAGCUUUCAGUUGAUAGCCUCUCCUUGAGAAUAAUGCAAAACUGAUGCGCUUGACUCGCUCCAACUUAACAGCAGCGUUCAAAAUCAUUGCAGGGGCAAUCAGUUUUACUAU